Molecule: messenger RNA, 2556 nt
Organism: Penicillium bovifimosum
Lineage: Eukaryota; Fungi; Ascomycota; Eurotiomycetes; Eurotiales; Aspergillaceae
Gene: exg2
Product: putative exo-beta-1,3-glucanase
Exons: 2
Coding region: 1-2556 (851 amino acids)
Biological process (GO): glucan catabolic process
Cellular component (GO): cell surface; extracellular region
Molecular function (GO): beta-glucosidase activity
Source: RefSeq, a predicted model, not a curated record
AUGCCCGGCCAAUCCCACAGCCGGGACCGACGAGAUCGCGACCGCCGCCGUGAAUACAUCCGCGGCCACUACGAAGAAGACGAAGGCGCAACGUCCAGUCCCGCCUAUCGUUUCCGCGAGACCGAGUACGAGUCAAACUCGCAUGAUAAUCUAGAGCGCGAUGAGUACGAGGAAGAGCGUGCGCAGCGCCGGGAACGGAGGCGCAGACGGCGCGAGGAAGAGGGGGCGCUUGCGUAUGGCUCGCCUGGGAGGCGGAGAGAUAGAGAUCGGGAAAGGGAACGGGAAAGGAGGGGUUCCAGGGCGAGGGAGUCGCCGGGAUCACCUGUGAAACGGCAUAGGGAUCGCGAUGCGGGAAGGGGGUAUCGGAGGGAGGGAAGUGGGAGUCCGAUGCGAGAACGACGGACUCGGGAUGGCGAGACGGAUGCUGAGGUGGAGGCGCGGAGGAGGAGGCGGCGGGAACGUGAGCGCCAACGAGAGCGAGAGCGAGAGCGCGAACUAGAUGCUAUUGCUGCUGCGCCGGCGAGGAAAAAGAAACAUCGCAGUACCGAGUCUUCGAAUAGUGCUUCACAUCUUCUGAGCGCCGAUGCGAUGGCGCGGCUUGCUGCUGAGCAGGAGGAAAUGGAGCGCCGUGAACAGGCUCGCGAGGCGGAUGAGAUACGUCGGGAACGCAGGCGGGAGCGGAAACGCGCUGCGAUGGCUGCGGCUGCUGGUGGUGAGCUUGGUGGUGAGGUCUUGAAGGGUCGGUCGAGGCAUAAUGCGGGCGCUCGGGUUGUGUCUGGUGCGCAUCUGGAGGAAGGGUAUAGCUCUGAUGCUCGUGUUCGUCGGCGCGGCGGUGGUGGGCCGGUUAUGGCGGAGCAUUGGAAGGAGGAGGAUAGCUGGGAGGGGAGCUAUGAGAGUGGGGGAGCACCGGCUUGGAAGUUCUGGGCCAAUUGGUCUAGGAAAAGGUGUAUCAUUAUGGCGUGUCUGUUGGCUGUGGCUCUGUUGUUGGCUAUUAUCAUUCCGGUUGCUGUCGUUGUGUCCAAGAAGAAAGGUUCAGAUUCGAACUCGAAGAGUUCGAGUACGAGCUCCUCUUCGGAUGAUCCUACAUCUAACCUGGAUGAUAUCAGCCGUGAUAGCAUUCCCAGCUACGCCAAAGGCACAGUCUUGGACCCAUUCUCCUGGUACGAGACAACCGGCUUCAACCUAACCUUCACCAACGCCACAGUGGGUGGACUCUCCCUCAUGGGCAUCGACUCAGCAUGGGAUGACUCAACAAGACCCAACGACGAUGUCCCCCCUCUCAACGAACCAUUCCCGUACGGGAGCCGACCCAUUCGCGGCGUGAAUCUAGGAGGAUGGCUCUCCAUCGAGCCAUUCAUUACCCCCUCCCUAUUCACAAGGUGGGGCUCAAAGGACGGGGUAAUCGACGAGUACACCUUGACAAAGAAGCUCGGAAGCUCUUCAGCCGCCCGUACCCUCGAAAAACACUACGCCACCUUCAUCACCGAAUCCGACAUAAAGGAAAUCCGGGACGCAGGCCUAGACCACGUCCGAAUCCCCUACUCCUACUGGGCCGUAAAGACCUACGAAGGCGACCCCUACGUCCCCAAGAUUGCCUGGCGGUACCUCCUGCGCACGAUCGAAUGGUGUCGGAAGUACGGACUACGGAUAAAACUCGACCUCCACGGCGUCCCAGGCAGUCAAAACGGAUGGAACCACAGUGGUCGGCAGGGGAGCAUCAACUGGUUAGCCGGGUCCGACGGUGACCUCAACCGUAAACGGUCAUUAGAGAUCCACGACCAACUAUCCCAGUUCUUUGCGCAGGAUCGGUACAAGAACGUCGUGACGAUCUACGGCCUAGCCAACGAACCGUUGAUGCUCUCCCUGCCCGUGGAGAAGGUGCUAGACUGGACGGACGAAGCAGCAAAGCUCGUCCGCAAGAACGGUAUCACUGCUACGAUUGUUCUCCAUGACGGCUUCUUGAACUUGAACAAGUGGGAUAAUAUGUUCAAAAGCCAUCCGGACAAUAUGUACCUCGAUACCCACCAGUAUACCACCUUCAACACGGCCGAGAUCGCCUUGAACCAUACGGCGAAGGUGGACAAAAUCUGCAAUAGUUGGUACCCAAUGCUGAAGGAGAUCAACACCACGACUUCGGGCUGGGGACCGACUAUUUGCGGUGAAUGGUCGCAGGCGGAUACGGACUGCGCGCAGUUUGUUAACAAUGUUGGUCGCGGCACUCGCUGGGAGGGCACGUACGAUACAAGCACCGACACAUUGAAGGCGUACUGUCCCACUGCCAGUCAGGGGACUUGCAGCUGCGCGGAUGCCAAUAUGGAUCCGUCGAAGUAUUCGGAUCAUUACAAGAAGUUCUUGCAGACUUAUGCUGAAGCGCAGAUGUCCGCCUUCGAGACUGCAAUGGGGUGGUUCUAUUGGACCUGGCGGACGGAGUCGGCGGCGCAGUGGAGUUAUCGCACUGCGUGGAAGAAUGGCUACAUGCCUGAAAAGGCUUAUUCACCUGCCUUCAAGUGUGGAGACAAGCUCCCUGACUUCUCCGACGCGGUGGAGAGUUACUGA